GUCACAGAAACCCAUAAAAACAUUAAACUAAGAAUGCGCAUCAGCAUGUCAUCACUAGGCAAGGCCUGUCCACUUUUACUUUUUGUAUUACAAGGAAAGUGUGCAUAAAUUUCCAUCACAUGUCUCUGCACAAAAGCUGCUGAAAAAAUUUGCCAAAACCCAAUUCAAUACUCUCACUUCCAGUUACAAGAAAUGGCAAUUUGCACAGUUUACACUAGUCAAUCACUCAAUUCAACAUGCUCAAUCUACACACCAGGAAAAACCCACUUGGGAUUUAACCAGAAACAUCUUGUGUUCUAUAGCAGUAGCAAGAAAACCAUUAGGAGAGCUGCCACUGGUGUAAUAACCUGCUCAGUAGAUGACUCACGGACUGUUGUGAUUGGUCUAGCGGCAGACUCUGGAUGUGGUAAGAGUACCUUCAUGAGGAGACUAACUAGUGUGUUUGGUGGUGCUGCAGAGCCACCUAAAGGAGGCAAUCCUGAUUCAAACACACUGAUAAGUGACACAACUACUGUGAUAUGUUUAGAUGAUUAUCACUCACUGGAUAGGACUGGAAGGAAGGAAAAAGGGGUGACAGCACUUGACCCAAGAGCCAACAAUUUUGAUCUCAUGUAUGAGCAAGUUAAAGCUCUUAAAGAUGGGAAAGCUGUUGAGAAACCUAUUUACAAUCAUGUCACUGGUCUCCUGGAUCCUCCUGAGCUCAUCAAGCCUCCUAAGAUUCUUGUUAUUGAAGGUCUUCACCCAAUGUUUGAUGAACGUGUGAGGGACCUCUUAGACUUCAGCAUCUAUUUGGACAUAAGCAAUGAGGUUAAAUUUGCUUGGAAAAUUCAGAGGGACAUGGCAGAGCGAGGACAUAGUCUUGAAAGCAUUAAAGCCAGUAUUGAAGCACGCAAGCCUGACUUUGAUGCUUAUAUUGAUCCGCAAAAGCAAUAUGCUGAUGCUGUGGUUGAAGUGCUGCCAACCCAGCUGAUUCCAGACGACAAUGAGGGGAAAGUUUUAAGAGUUAAGCUGAUAAUGAAAGAAGGGGUCAAUUAUUUCAGCCCUGUUUACUUGUUUGAUGAAGGCUCAACCAUUUCAUGGAUACCCUGUGGUAGGAAGCUCACCUGCUCUUACCCUGGCAUCAAAUUCUUCUAUUGCCCUGAAACUUAUUUUGGCCAUGAGGUGUCAGUAUUGGAGAUGGAUGGGCAAUUCGACAGAUUAGAUGAGCUCAUUUAUGUGGAAAGCCAUCUUAGCAACAUAUCCACCAAGUUCUAUGGAGAAAUCACCCAACAAAUGUUGAAGCAUGCAGAUUUCCCUGGAAGUAACAAUGGAACAGGUCUCUUCCAAACCAUUAUAGGAUUGAAAAUAAGAGAUCUCUACGAGCAAAUCUUUGCCAGCAAGGCAAAGACUCCUGUAGAAGCAAAAGCCUAAAUUCUACUGCCUUUUCUUUCUUCCCUUCUUUUUUCCACUGUUUUAGGCUAUUCUUCAUAAGAAUGAUAAACACUUGUGUACCUAUUUGGUGUUGUAAUUCUGUGGACAUUUGUAUAACAUAUAGAAAUCAAAAGCAUAAAUGAAAUUCAGUUUUAAGACUUUUCAUACAA
Molecule: messenger RNA, 1580 nt
Organism: Hevea brasiliensis (rubber tree)
Lineage: Eukaryota; Viridiplantae; Streptophyta; Magnoliopsida; Malpighiales; Euphorbiaceae
Product: phosphoribulokinase, chloroplastic
Exons: 5
Coding region: 193-1410 (405 amino acids)
Biological process (GO): carbohydrate metabolic process
Cellular component (GO): cytoplasm; chloroplast
Molecular function (GO): phosphoribulokinase activity; ATP binding
Source: RefSeq, a predicted model, not a curated record